Molecule: messenger RNA, 240 nt
Organism: Strongyloides ratti
Lineage: Eukaryota; Metazoa; Nematoda; Chromadorea; Rhabditida; Strongyloididae
Exons: 2
Coding region: 1-240 (79 amino acids)
Source: RefSeq, a predicted model, not a curated record
AUGUCAAAUGUAUCCGCAAAUUUACCAGUAAAGAAGAUGUAUGGAAAAAAAGUUUUUAUAUGUACUUGCAUCUUUACAGCAGCAACUAUAGCAUUUGUUAUGUGGGAUGAAAAGCAACAGAGAGAAAGACGUCAAGUUUCAGUAAAAUAUAGAAUGUUAAAUAUUCAACAACAAAAUAAUAUGAAUGAAUAUGAAUUACAAAAACAAAAAUAUCAAGAAUACAAGGCAAAUAAUUCAUAA